ACACAUAUCGUUCACUGAUCGUUGCGUGAAUCAUCUUGCGAGAGUAAAUAAGGAAAGGCGGAAAAGCUGCAUACCGGUGCGGAGAAGAUUAGGAUUUACGAAACGUUGCGCAAUCACUUGUCCGACUUGAACUAAUCUUAAACUGAGUACAACGGAAUGUAUAAGAUACUCUGUGUAUAAAUAUCGCGUUACAAUAUUUCAGUGCGUGCGAGUGACGUUUAACUUUUAUAUUAGUUACAUGCGGGCGUGAGAAGAGAAGUUGCCUUCGCGCGACUGGCGAUCUUCCGUUUUUUGUCGCAUACUUCGGCUCGCAUCACGUACUUCCGCGCAUCGUGCAUUUCGGAAACGGAUCGCAUCAAAAUUUGCAGUAAUCGCAUCUUCCGAGUGAAAAAAUCCCGUUACCAGGGACACGUCAAAAGUAUCGAUCCCGGAUCAAUCUGAUCUUCGACCGACACAAAUGAAACAAACAAGAUAAUUAUUUGUAUUCGCCCCCGGAGCGAUGGUUUCGCCGGAUAACGCGAGAGAAUAACAAACAGCGAGGGUUUACAAACAUUAUUUGCGAAAUAUUUAUAUACCGCGUAUAUCGAGAUAUCUUUCGUUCGCGUUCGUUGGUCUUCAAGCGGUACGGGAUAAUGCACGAAAUGCAAAGUGAUCUGCAGAUACCGUAUCUGCGCGCGAUUCAAGCGGUACCAGGCAAUACCGCCAGUCAGAAGCUAUGUUGGAUUGGAAAAUUAACUUCGUACCAGGCCAGCGGGGAUCCCGACCAACUUCCACAGGAAUUGCUGCCUAUACUGCGAGUGGAAAUCGCGGUGAACAAGAAGAAAUACGAGGAUAUAACGUCCGCCCUUAAAUCCGAGGAUUGGACAAUAGUGAAUCGUGCUCUUAAGGCCGCUUGGUUCUUCGAUGGCAGCCACAAGAGUAUUGUCAACGCCGAGUACUUUUGUGAACAUGUCUUCCCUUACGUCUCUAUGAACACGAGGGCACGUAUCGUGACCACACUCGCAAAUCGAUUGGCUGAUCCGGAGUUGGCGCAGCAAUUGUUCACGAAAAUAGCAUCUAUUUACGGUAUUUAUAACGCUUAUCCGCUGAUCGUGGCUUGCGACGAGGCUUUCGUUUAUAAAACCGUCGAGCAGCAAAAGGUCGUGCUGCCAGUUGGGACUGUUAAAAAGAUUUUCCGUAAGAAUCCGGAUCUUAUCGUGCGUUAUCUCAAAUUAUUAAAACCCGUGAAUGCGACCGAACGCGCUCCUUUCCCGGUCGAUAUCGAUAAAUACAAGUUUUUACUGCCCAAAUUAGUGAAAAAGCGACCGGAUGCUUUCGCAGAACUGCUCGAGAUGCACGAAGCUAAUCCGCUGAAAAUUACUUUGAGUAACUCAUGCGCCGAGAUAUUCUUGAAAAAAGGACAGCGAUACUUGAAUAAAAAACCGCAUUUGUACAUCGAUAUCUUACCGCUCAGAAAGAUCAGCAUAGAACUAAUGGAAAGUAUAUUUAUGGGUCUAUUGCCCGCGAAAAGUUCUUGCUUCGACACAGAUCUCAUUCUCAAGUACUUACAAUACUAUCCACAAAAUGAAAGAUACAAACUGCUCCGUGAAUCCUACAUGGCAAAAUACGGUACUGAACUUCUCGACGAGGACAAAAAUAUAACGCCCGCGUUGUUGCGAAUAUUACCUGCCAAAGAACGGAUCGAGCAAGCUAGAAUUAGGCUCGAGAAGGAGAAAUUGGGAGAAAUCCAGAAUAACAACAUAAUAAAGAAAUACGAGAGAGCUUGGAUCUGUUAUUUACCCGUUAACGAAGGGAUACCGGUUAUUAAGGAAAAAAUAAGUAAAGCUUCAGUUGAUGUAGAUCGACUUGAUCUCAUUUUCCAAAUGUUUUACGCUUGCAAGAUCAACGAGAAUGAUGAUGCGUUAACCGACAGUUUGAAAUAUUUCUUAAACAGGCAUAAAAACGAGGAGUUUAUGGUAUUCCAACGAACAAUGGAUCAUCUUUUACUAUUAUACGAUAUACCUCAUUUAAACGAGAAUCAGAACUCCCUUCUGUUCGACAUCAUAAAAUUGUUUUAUGUAAAAUACGGAUGUAAUCGGGUGGAAGGGAUGAUCGAGGCUAUUAUACAUUUCAGACUUAUUCACAAUAUGCCAAUCGAUGAGCUAGUUUGCAUGUUGAUAGAUGGAAAAAAUCGAUGGUACAUAAACUUCAAUCUACUCAAGGAAUAUCCACAGUACGAGAGAAAAUGCCUUGUAACUUUCGCAGAAAUUAUUUCAAAAAAUCUUGAUAGGUGGCUAAAACAUGAAAUCGAUUAUACAAAAAACACCUUGUGCCAAUUCAUCGUGGCAAUGUACGACUUUAACGACAGAUGCAAAAAAUCGGGUACGAAGAUAGAGCGUAUGACGAUUAAAAGCUAUGAUUGGCUACUAAAUGAUAUAGGCGCAUUAAUAUCAUUCGACAACAAAUUCCCUUUGGAUGCGCAGAAUAUAUUGAAGAUAUUGCAAAAACAAGAACCGGAAUUGUAUCGCACCUUGAACCCCCAGAAGAAGAUCGCGGACAUGAUAAAGUCAGGCGAGGCGCUCGCUCUAUUGAAGCAAAAUCCGCAAGAUAUACUUCGACAAUGGAAACACUAUUUGGUGAAAUGCAAGGAGCAGCAUUGGUGCAAGCAGGUGCAACGUUUCGUCAGAGCCACGCGCUGGUAUGAGGACAUACCCAUCAGAUUUGUCGAGAGUUGCAUGAAUGAUUUGCAUUAUUUGCACGGACAUACAGAAUAUAAAGAUACGAACAAGAUGACUUCUACCUUGACUAUCCUGGCAAUACUACUUCACGGUGACACGCUGACAAAACUGAUAGAACCCCUCGUACCUACGGAAACAACGAUUGAUGCCAGUCAUCCGGACACCAGCAAAAAUUACGAACUCGUGCGUCAUUUACCAACGACCAUUAGACUUUCCAAUCCGCCAGUACCUCUCGAACUCGUAGCCAAAUUAUGCGAAGGAGAUUACUUAUCGAUAGCGCUGAUGACGCUGACAAAUGUGAGUAGGCGAUCUUGUUUGCCGAAAGUAUUGUCGUUCGCGCGCAAGUUGUAUAAAAUGCGCGUCGGCGCGCGGAAGCACGGGGUCAGGCUGAUGUAUCAAAUAGCUCCCAUGGACGAGCUUACCGAGUUUCUGCGAGAGAUGUGGACUCUCGAGAGUCAUCAUUCCAUACGACAAGUUAUAUUCGAGGCGGUACAGAAACUCUUGUCUAUGGCACCAAACCCGGACAAUUGGUCUCUAUAUUGCUUAAUAACUCACACGAUGCAUCUCAAAGAUGAAGCACUACUUUCGCAAAUGAAACUUCUUCCCAGCAUUCCCAAUGAAUAUGUCUCUAAAUACUUUGAAAUAUGGCUCGAAGUAAUAAAUGAUCUUGAAUUGUUAGGAUUGGACGCUCAGAAGACGAAUAAAUAUAUAAUCAAUUUCCUGGGAGAGAUUACCGCGCCCGUUUGCAAUCUUCUGUCCGAAAAUUUCGCUCAAGAUAUAAUGAAAAAAUAUUUAUUUAUCGUCGAUGUUGAUUUAUCCAAGGCUGCGAGACGUUUCUCGAUGUUAUAUCUUUUCCCGGAGGAUGAGACUAAAUUUACAGUACAUAGCAAAGAAUUCAUCGAUAUCUUUCAUUCCAUACUUAAGGCGCAUUGGAACACGACCCAUCCUAAAAAAUCACGUUUCUUUCCGUACAAUAACGCUGUACAUUUAUUUGUGGAAGAUUUCGUGGUUAGCUACGUCAACAGAUUUUCCUCAAACAAGUCUACCGAUAUGCAAUUCGUCGACGAUAUGCUCAAGAUAUUUUCAUCCGUCUUGGUACCUACGCAGGACGUGAGAUCUUAUUUGCUGUUAACCUAUACGAAAAAACUGCAGGAGUGCACGUCAACCAAUAAAUGUUUCGGCCUGCAAUUCGGUCUACACCUGCCGGAAUUAAUCAAGAUUUUCUCGUCAUCAUUAGUGCAUUUCAUGGCCAAGAUUCUCGAUCAUUUCCUGGAUCGUGUAUUUGAAGAUCAUACCAACUUGGAAGAAUUCAAGCUUACUGUCAUAGAAGGCCUUAUUAAAGCUGAUAACACGGAUUCCUGUUUCAUGGCUGUGACAAUGUUAUCGCCGGUGACUUUGAAGAAUCUUGCGACAAGAUACGAUCAGCUCAUCGUAAAGUUUCAAGAAAUGAAAAAUCCUGCUAUCACUAGCGUUUUAUAUGAUCAUUUGAAUGUGUUGGACUUCAAAAGUAUCAUAUUCGAUUAAACCGAUCGAAUAUCGAAUGGAAUAUCAAAUGUGAAUUUUAUACGCAAUUUGCUCCGCUAUAGUAUUUUGCAAAUAUAAAUAGUAAUACUUUAUUAUAUACAUAUAAUUGAUAAUUUCAUUGCAAAUAUUUUUAUAUGUGUUAAAAAGGUUCGUGCGCAAAUUUCUCUUUAAGAAACGCGCGCGCGCGCGCCCACAGACACACAGACACACACACACACACACACACACACACACACACGAAGUGGUCAUAAAUAAAUUUUAGAAGAAACCGUUUUUCUUUCUAUUUUCAGAGGUUUAAAGUUUAAGGUUUUUAAUGGACAAUUUUUUUAGAGACGGAAAACCUCGAAUAAAAUAAAGGAGUUGCUAGUUAAUUUUAUGUAAAACAGAAAAAAUAAAAAGCACCAUGUUCCAAU
Molecule: messenger RNA, 4654 nt
Organism: Formica exsecta
Lineage: Eukaryota; Metazoa; Arthropoda; Insecta; Hymenoptera; Formicidae
Exons: 1
Coding region: 633-4241 (1202 amino acids)
Source: RefSeq, a predicted model, not a curated record